This is a messenger RNA of Nezara viridula (southern green stink bug), 921 nucleotides long. Lineage: Eukaryota; Metazoa; Arthropoda; Insecta; Hemiptera; Pentatomidae. The record is from the annotation of a GenBank genome assembly.
AUGGAUUUCAAACACUUAAGAACUAUUGAUUGCAAACAAGGAGCUGUAAGAAAGGUUCGAUUUAACGUGGAUGGAGUGUAUUGCAUUUCUUCAGGAUCAGACAGAACAGUAAAAUUAUGGAAUCCGCAUAAGAAUUUAUUUCUUAAAACUUAUUCAGGCCACGGAAAUGAAGUUUUGGAUGCUUGUGGCUCUGCUGACAGCAGUUAUAUAUUAUCAGGAGGAGCUGAUAAGAGUGUCAUUCAUUGGGAGGUAGAAACUGGAAAGCCAUUACGGAGAUUAAGAGUCCAUGUGAGCAAUGUAACUUGUGUUAAAUACAAUGAAGAAUCUACCUUAGCCUUUUCUGGGUCUCGUGACAAUACAGUAAUGAUAUGGGACCUGAAAUCUUUUAAUUUUCAGCCAAUACAGGUACUGAAAGAUGCCAAAGAUAGUAUAACAUCCAUUCAAAUAACUGAAAGUGAAAUUAUAACUGGGUCUUUAGACUGCAAAGUAAGGAGAUAUGACAUCAGAUCUGGUUGUUUAACAACUGAUUACAUUGGAGAACCAGUAAUAUCUGUCAACAUUACCCAAGAUGGCCAGUGCUAUGUAGUUGGUUCAGCGAACAAGAUUUGGCUUUUUGACAAGAGUACCGGUGAACUCCUUAAUGAAUACACUGGACAUGAGACAGGAGAUUAUCAGGUGGAAUGUGGCGUUGACCGCAAGGAUCGUCAUGUGAUAAGUGGAGCUGUAGACGGCAAUAUUUACUGUUGGGACCUGAUUGGUGGCAGCAUAGUGUCUAAGCUUAAUCAUAAAAAAGCUACUACUGUGCAUUCCUUUGAUUCUCAUCCUACAAGUGACUUCCUCGUGACUGCUAUUAAAGAGAAUAUUUGGUUAUGGGGAGAGGAAGAAAUGGAAGAUGAACCAGAAGAAGAAGAAGAUAACUAA